This is a messenger RNA of Yamadazyma tenuis ATCC 10573, 852 nucleotides long. The record is from RefSeq and is a predicted model, not a curated record. NCBI's taxonomy places the organism in Eukaryota, Fungi, Ascomycota, Pichiomycetes, Serinales, Debaryomycetaceae.
AUUCUUACUCACAAUGGUUCCAAGCAAGUUUAAAGCAUGUCUUUUCGACAUGGAUGGAACCUUACUCAACACAGAAGACCUUUACACUGAAGCGACUUCCGAUUUAUUCAAAGAGUUCGGUAAGGGUCCUUUGACUUGGGAUGUCAAGAUCAAGUUGCAAGGACUUCCAGGUCUUGAGGCCACUAAAAUAAUCAUAGAUCAUUAUCAACUUCCAAUAACUGCAGAAGAAUUCGCUAAAAAGGCCAUGGAAAUCCAGGCCACCAAGUGGCACAGGGCCAAUUAUUUACCCGGAGCGUUUGAGAUCCUUGCACACUUGAAGCAGAACGGCAUUCCAAUUGCUCUUGGAACUAGUUCUAAUAAGCUUAACUUUGAAAGAAAAACCAACCACUUGGAAGGAUUCACCGACUUUUUUGGAGACCAUAUUGUCACCGGAGAUGACACAAGAAUUCCAAAAGGUAAAGGAAAACCAGAGCCAUAUAUUUGGUAUGUCUGCUUGGGGAGUCUCAACGAACACAGGAAAUCCCAAAAUUUGGAACCAAUUAAGCCAGAAGAGUGUUUGGUUUUCGAGGACGGAAUUCCUGGUGUUUUGUCUGGUUUAGCAGCAGAUGCCCAUGUCAUUUGGGUUCCUCAUCCUGAAGCACAUGCCUACAUUGGGCCUGUCAAAGAAAAACUUGCGGGAAGAAAGAUGCAGAUUCUCAAUAGUUUGACCGAAUUUCCCAUAGAAAGAUGGGUGUGAGAGUUAUAACUGAACGUAUCACACAAAGCAUAUCCUAAACACUAUUAAAAACAUAUAUAUCCUAGAUAAAUAUCCUAUUCUGAACCAUGCUGCCUCUCAAAACUUCUUUCGCGCAG